Messenger RNA from Chiloscyllium plagiosum (whitespotted bambooshark), 513 nucleotides. Lineage: Eukaryota; Metazoa; Chordata; Chondrichthyes; Orectolobiformes; Hemiscylliidae. The record is from RefSeq and is a predicted model, not a curated record.
AGGCAGCAUCCGAGGAGCAGGAGAUGUUUCAAGCAUAACCUGUUGGUGAUUACUGUGGCAACCAAAGAGACAGAAGGCUACAAGCGUUUCAUCCGGACUGCAAAAUAUUUUAACUACACUGUCAAGACCCUGGGACUAGGCCAAGAGUGGAAGGGAGGUGAUGUGACUCGGACAGUGGGAGGUGGCCAGAAAGUGCGGUGGCUACAAAAGGAAAUGGCAAAGCAUGAAGCCCAGGAGGACCUGAUCGUGAUGUUUGUUGACAGUUAUGAUGUCAUCUUUGCUGGCUCUCCCCUGGAACUGCUGAAGAAGUUCAUACUGUUUAAUCACAAGGUGGUCUUUGCGGCAGAAGGAUUUAUCUGGCCCGACGAGGCCCUGGCGGAUAAGUAUCCACCAGUCCGUAAUGGGAAGCGAUACCUCAAUUCAGGAGGUAAGAUUUUAUUGUAUUUUUGCUUGCGUUCCAAGCUGAACUUUCAACUCCAUAUCCCAGCAGAUGGGGACAUGGGCAAUGAGUGA